This is a messenger RNA of Dermatophagoides pteronyssinus (European house dust mite), 1077 nucleotides long. RefSeq lists its product as uncharacterized. Lineage: Eukaryota; Metazoa; Arthropoda; Arachnida; Sarcoptiformes; Pyroglyphidae. Gene Ontology annotation, molecular function: ATPase activator activity. Gene Ontology annotation, cellular component: proton-transporting V-type ATPase complex. The record is from RefSeq and is a predicted model, not a curated record.
AUGAAUCAUAACAUAUCAUUCAUCAUUUUUAUGGCAUUAUUUUGCCUAAUUCAUUGCGCUGAAGAUAAUGAAUCGAAAAUUCCAUUAAUAUUAUGGUCAAUGAACGGCAUUGAUCCAUUAUCUGCACCAAAAUCAUCAUUAAUCGAUGAUGUUUAUCCAGAAGAUUUAUUACAAAUGUAUCAUGUUGAUGAUGGUAGUAAACAAACACAAAAAAUAGCAUUCCUACAGAAUGAUUUAAAUAUUGAACAAUUUUCACAAAAUAAUCUACCAUUUUUAUCUCGGUUAUUCGAUGAAAAUGAUGCGAUGUUUUUCCCAUAUUCAAAAUAUGAACCAGAAUUUUUUGAAUCAAAAUUCGAAAAAAUCAUACGAUUACCAGAAGAUACAUUGGAAAAAAAUGAACCAAUCAUUCAAUCUUAUGUUGAACAAUUUAAUCAAACUUUACGACCAACAAUAUUUAUGUUGACUGGUGAAAAGAAUUCUGUUUUUGAUGAAUUAAAUCAAUCAAAAAUACGUGUUCGUCGUUCAGCGGAUAUUGAUGCUUCGAAAGUAUUGAAAUUUCCAAAUGAUGAUCAGCCAUGUGCAUAUAUGUAUACAACGAAAAUUGAUUUAAUGAUUCGAGUCAAAAUGUUUUUUGAUCGUGAUCGAACAUCCUGGUGGGGAAUAAAAUCCAUUGAACUUGCUGAAAUCGGUGGUGGUAGCAGCAACGAUGCCGAAAAUGAAUAUUCAAAUCGUAAUCUUACAAUCAAUAAUGAAAAUGGAUUUUCUUAUAGCUGUUCGAAAAAAUCCUACCGGUUGUUCAUUAACAAUUCUUAUGUUCCAGGUGAAAAAUUCGUCGAAAUCCAAUUCAAUCGAUUUCAAAUACAACCAUUCGUACGAUCGAAAAGUUUAAAAAUGUUUGAAAAAAGUUUUGAUUGUGCCGUAUGGUUUACAUUACCCAUUAUAUCUAGUCUAAUUGUUUCAUUAUUAUUAAUAUUGAUUCUUUUCUUUGGAAUACGAGCCGUUAUGUCGAUUAGUACACCGGAUCGUUUUGAAAAUCCUAAAUCAAAAGGAUUGAUUCUUGGUGCUGUCGAUGAAUAG